GGUGGGUUGGGCAAUUGGAAGAGGAACCCCAUGACGGAAGCGGGCAUAUUCGCGUUGAUAUUGCAAGGGUAAGAUCAGAUUAUUCGGAGCAUAUCCCUUCCGACUCGCUCCAGACCUGCGAGAUCGGAAUCUUGGUAGUGUUUCCAUCGAAUAACCAAACAAAGAGAUCAAGCUGGCUUUUAAGACAGACAUAAUCCAUAGCUCAAUUCCUACGACGACAUCGGACGCGCUAUUUUUGACGUGAAUCACUAAGCCCGCAUUGCAUUAAUCACGCAUGCACGAUGGCGGAAGAGGAGGACGACUACAUGACCAUGUUGGUUGAAGAUCCGACGGUCAAGCCCAAGGAGACCUCGAUCCAGCGACGCGCCAGGAAGCAAAAAGAGUCCGAGCAAAAAGGCCGCACGAAAUCCAAGAAAGAACUCGAGGCUGAAGCCGAAGCCGCCCGCGAUGCAGCGCUCAACACCGCCCUCGACCCCUCCAACAAAGGCUUCCAGAUGAUGGCGAAGCUCGGCUUCAAGCCCGGGACAGCGUUGGGGAAGGCCAGCGAUGCGAGGACAGAGCCGAUUCAAGUGGCGUUAAAGGAGGACCGAGGCGGGAUCGGGCAUCUGAAUGCGAGGAAGCGAAAGUUUCGUACGGAGGCGGGAGAGGAGAAUCUGGCGAAGCUGGCGAAGAUGGAUCCGGAGGCGUAUCGGGAGCGGAUCAGACUGGAGCGGGAGCAGAAGCGGUUCGAGGGCCAGCUGCAUGCGGCGCAAAAGGUCGCGGAGCAGUUUGCGGAGUCGGAAGAGGAAGCAGAGAGAGCAACGGGGGCUACGAACGCUGAGUCAAAGCCUUUAACGUCGAUCAACGUUCUUUGGCGCGGGCUCGUCCGCGACAGGUUAGAGAAGGAGCGCGAAAAGCAGUUGAGGUUGGAGAUGCAGGCGAGAACGCUUGACGAUCCGGAACACGACUCGGAUGAGGAGGAUUUGGGUCCUGGCAAGGGUCCCUCGGAGGAGGCUAUAACAUUCCAGGAGCUAGAUGAGGAGGACCCAGAAUUGAAUGAUUUCGAAGCCAUGACGGUGGAUGAGCAGUUGGAGAAGGUGGUGGAGCAUUUGAGAAAAGAGAGGCAGUAUUGCUUCUACUGUAAAUAUCAAUAUCCGGACCCCGAGAUGGAUGGGUGUCCAGGACUGACUGAGGAGGACCACGACUGA
Molecule: messenger RNA, 1187 nt
Organism: Eremomyces bilateralis CBS 781.70
Lineage: Eukaryota; Fungi; Ascomycota; Dothideomycetes; Eremomycetales; Eremomycetaceae
Product: G-patch-domain-containing protein
Exons: 2
Coding region: 282-1187 (301 amino acids)
Cellular component (GO): kinetochore
Molecular function (GO): nucleic acid binding
Source: RefSeq, a predicted model, not a curated record